This is a messenger RNA of Arvicola amphibius (Eurasian water vole), 730 nucleotides long. It is a transcript of the gene Eny2, whose product is annotated as ENY2 transcription and export complex 2 subunit. NCBI's taxonomy places the organism in Eukaryota, Metazoa, Chordata, Mammalia, Rodentia, Cricetidae. Gene Ontology annotation, cellular component: DUBm complex; nuclear pore; SAGA complex. The transcript is spliced from 5 exons. Gene Ontology annotation, molecular function: transcription coactivator activity; chromatin binding. Gene Ontology annotation, biological process: regulation of transcription by RNA polymerase II; positive regulation of DNA-templated transcription; poly(A)+ mRNA export from nucleus. The coding region runs from base 144 to 539 and encodes 131 amino acids. The record is from RefSeq and is a predicted model, not a curated record.
UGGUCUAGCUUUCUGUGUGCUUAGGUGCCCGAGCUACUGAGGGUCUAAGUCCGGGCAGCAGAAGAGUGUGGUAGGUAACGGUCGUCAGCGCAAGGGUCAUUUCGUCGCUGGGAAGGGACGGCCCUCGCCCGCGGUGAUGGUGAAUGGUGAAUGUGUUGUUAGGAUGGUUGUCUAGAGAGGACUUAGCAGGAACCGGUUCUCUAAAUGUGACGUAUCUCACACUGCGUGUUGCUGUCCAGGUUAGCAAGAUGAACAAAGAUGCGCAGAUGAGAGCAGCGAUUAACCAAAAGUUAAUAGAAACUGGAGAAAGAGAACGCCUCAAAGAGUUGCUGCGAGCUAAAUUAAUCGAGUGCGGCUGGAAGGAUCAGUUGAAGGCACACUGUAAAGAGGUAAUUAAAGAAAAAGGACUAGAACACGUUACUGUUGAUGACUUGGUGGCUGAAAUCACUCCAAAAGGCAGAGCCCUGGUACCUGACAGUGUAAAGAAGGAACUCCUACAAAGAAUAAGAACAUUCCUUGCUCAGCAUGCCAGUCUUUAAGGGUGAACUAGAAUGUGUUGUUCUGUGGGUUUAUUUCUGAAAGUAAAACUUGCCAUAAAUUAGAAAUUGAUUUCCCAAAAUAAAGUCCUUUUUUGUAUGAUGGUAUACAGUUUUCAGUAAUGAUGUAUACAUUGUAUUGGUUUUUUCCCUAAAUGUGUUAUUUUAAUAAAUAUCUCAUGAAUGAGUUUCAA